AUGACGAAGGGUGCAUCCGACGCAGCAAUCGCGAUGAUAUUCUUCCAUGCCAUGGGCUGGGCUAUCGGUCUCUACAGCCUGCCAUAUCUAUUUGGUGCUGAAUUAUGGCCGAACCACAUCCGCUCGUUUGGCGGCACUAUCUCGCAAUGCUUCCAUUGGUUUUUCUAUUUUGCUAUCACAAAGGCCACGCCAUCCUUACUAUCUGGUCUCCAUCAAUGGGGAGCCUUUAUUCUCUUUGACGGAUUCUGUUUGCUGGCUUUUGUUUAUAUGUACUUCUUUGUACCCGAAACUACCGGACUUGGGCUCGAGAAGAUCAAUGCGCUGUUCGAGCGGCCUUUGUAUAUGCUAGGACGGCCGUUGGAUACUCGGAGAGAAAGCCCGCUGAGUGACGAGAAGCCCGAAUCUAUGUGGGUUGAGAAGGUGUAA
Aspergillus chevalieri is the source of this 426-nucleotide messenger RNA. RefSeq lists its product as uncharacterized. Gene Ontology annotation, molecular function: carbohydrate:proton symporter activity. The record is from RefSeq and is a predicted model, not a curated record. The transcript has 2 exons. Gene Ontology annotation, biological process: carbohydrate transport; transmembrane transport. Bases 1 to 426 code for a protein of 141 amino acids. Gene Ontology annotation, cellular component: membrane. Lineage: Eukaryota; Fungi; Ascomycota; Eurotiomycetes; Eurotiales; Aspergillaceae.